UAGAUCUGCCCCGUCAUUAUGGUCUACGAGACGUCAUAUGAAAGCGGGCGCCAGCCUUUUGUUCCCGACACUCAACGCGGCAAUUGGCUGCAUCCUAAUGAUUUUAUUUAUGCCGGCCUAAGUUUGGCAUUUCGUGUUGAUAUCUUCUCCAUGUCUUGGUAUUUGUCAAUGGAAUCGGGAGUGGUUUCAUUUCUACCGGUUUAUCUCAUAAGUUUGGCCGUCUACAUAAUACCCUUUAUUGUGAUACAAUCGUUUAUGGGUCAAUUUUCCAGCAGUGGAUUUAUAUCGGCAUUUCGUCUAUCGCCGUUAUUUAAAGGAAUUGGUUAUGUGACGCUGGCUAUGAAUAUAUGUGUGCUCACUUACUACAGUAUAUUUGCCAUGGUACCAUUGCUCUACUUCUUUGCAUCGCUGAAUCCCACAUUGCCAUGGAGUUGUGAAGGAUUUAAAAAAUGGGCCCAAAACUUAACCGAUGAACAAGAAAUCAAUUUAUGUAAUAUGAAAUUUGGUAACCUUACCGAAUCCAAUGAAGGCAGUGGUUCGGGAGAUAGCAGCAAUGAAACAUCAAUGUCAUAUAAUGAUAAUUAUAUUAAUCAUCAUAUACCAUCGGUUUUAUAUUUUCAUUCCCUUUUCCAUGAUGUAAAUAUGUUCCACUAUGAUGAUGUGGAGUUUUCUAUGUCCUGGCAAUUGAUUCUUUGUGCUUUGUUGGUGUGGGUCAUAGUUGCAGUUAUAGUCUAUAAAUUCUUCAAAACAGAAACGUUCGGUGUCAUCAUUCGUUACUGCGUUUGGACUUUGCUCGGUCUUCUGCUAUUCCUUUUGAUACGCUUCAGUUUCAUACCUGGCGCAGAGAAAGUUUAUCGUCAUCUCUUUAUACCAACUUGGCGAGAUGUUGAAGUCGGCAUUGCUGCCAUACCCAUUUAUGGUAUAUCUGCAUUUGGCCCCGGCUGGGGUCUAUUUAUAACCCUCUCCAGCUAUAAUAAAUUCAAAACGAAUAUUGUAAAAUAUAGCUGGAUAAUUGGUUUGGGACAAUUUUUCCUAAUGUUGGGCAUAGAUAUGUUGCAGAAUUUUACAGAAGUCUAUUUGAGAGUAAAAACGGACAAUAAUUAUUACUCUGAUGUUGAGAAUAUUUGGACGCUGUAUUUGUCAAGCGGCAGUGUAAUGGCAGAUAUGCCCUGGCCCAACUUUUGGUCUAUGCUGUUGUAUUUCAUGUUAUUCCUGAGUGCAUUAUUAUUAAUUCUCAUUCAAUUUAAUUCAAUUUUAACCACAAUAUUUGAUGAAUUUGUAAAACUGCGUGAAAAGAAGUUGGAAGUUGCAAUGGGUCUAGUUGGCCUAAUGACUGCUGUUUCCCUUUACUUUACGUCGAAUCACGGCAUUACCUACUUCACGGCCCUGGCAGUUGAUACUUAUACCACCCAUACAGCAAUUAAUUUGCUAUUAAUAUUAGUCGUACUCUGGAUAUAUGGUCGCGUUCGUUUCCAACGUGAUUUUGAAUUUAUGACAAAUCAUCGUUUCUCGACCUGGAAUAUUAAUAUUUUGAGAUUUGUAGCACCCUUGGGUAUGCUGGUGGCAUUGUUACUCGGCAUAAUUGUGGCCUUCUAUGAGCACAUGCUGUCCAAUGUUUUCAUAGCAAUUUUGGGUUUCAUAUUUAUGUUCCUACCCUGGCUAUUUAUACCCGGCUAUGCCGCCCACUCAAUGCUGCAAAGUUUGGGAUCAUUUAAGACACGUUUUCAACGAUGCUGCCGCCCAACCGAUUGGUAUCCCACCCAGGCCGAAGAUCGACAACGUUAUGAGGAGGCAAUGGGUAAUAUGGAAAUUACCCAUCAAUUAAACGAAGUAACCGAUGAGGUGCUAUAAU
Musca vetustissima is the source of this 1852-nucleotide messenger RNA. RefSeq names its product sodium- and chloride-dependent neutral and basic amino acid transporter B(0+)-like. NCBI's taxonomy places the organism in Eukaryota, Metazoa, Arthropoda, Insecta, Diptera, Muscidae. Bases 19 to 1851 code for a protein of 610 amino acids. Gene Ontology annotation, biological process: sodium ion transmembrane transport. The record is from RefSeq and is a predicted model, not a curated record. Gene Ontology annotation, cellular component: membrane. The transcript is spliced from 10 exons.